Messenger RNA from Penicillium coprophilum, 1323 nucleotides. RefSeq names its product O-methyltransferase family 2. The record is from RefSeq and is a predicted model, not a curated record. Gene Ontology annotation, molecular function: O-methyltransferase activity. The coding region runs from base 1 to 1323 and encodes 440 amino acids. Lineage: Eukaryota; Fungi; Ascomycota; Eurotiomycetes; Eurotiales; Aspergillaceae. The transcript has 3 exons.
AUGGCCUCCAAUACAAGUCGAUCCGCUCAUUUGGCAAAGGUUAUCACUGAAAGCAGCAAUAAGAUCGAGGUAUAUCGUCAGGAACAAGGACUACCGCCCCUAAGUCUGGGACCUGAUGCACCCCUUGAUGUUAAAUACCCACCAGAUGUGGAAGAAUGCCGAAGAGCUCUUAUCGAUGCUAGCCUGGAGUUGGGCGACCUAGCGACAGGUCCUGUCGAGCUUCGCCUCGUACCUGGAUGGGCAGUCAUGACGAUGUUUGGUGUGACCCAGUUCAUCUGUGACUUCAACAUUGCCCAUCAAGUGCCUUUGACAGGCGAUGUGUCGUAUGAUGACCUCUCCAAGGCUGUCAACGUCACUGCUCCCGUACUCCGUCAGGUCUUGCGGGCCGGCAUGCCCUACCAUAUGUUCUACGAGCCACGGCCAGGCCACGUGGCGCACACGGCGACGACCAAGGUCAUCGCGAGGGAGCCAUUGAUCAAAGACUGGACCGGCCUGUCUACGGACGUCUUGUAUCCCGCUGGUACUGGUUUAACCGAAGCCUUGAGAAAAGAACCCGCGGCCAACGAUCCCGCCAAAACCGGCUUCAUGUACGCCAAAGGAAACGGCGAGUCCGGUAUGUUCAUGUACCUUGAGAAGCACCCAGAACAGGCUCGAAGAUUUGCAGGCGUUAUGGGAGCAUUCCAUCAGGACGACGGAUAUGCGCCACGACACCUCAUCGACAGUUGGCCGAAUGACUUUCAGGCCGGGAAACUCGUUGACUUGGGCGGAUCCACGGGCGCUGUGGCAUUUGCGCUCGCUGAAGAGUUCCCAGGACUUGAGAUCGUCGUUCAGGAUUUACAUGGGGCACUUGAAACUGCUCAAGUUCGAGAGGGCAAGAAUGUGUCGUUCAUGCCUCAUGACUUCUUCAACGAGCAGCCUAUCAAGGACGCCGACGGAUUCAUGUUUCGUUGGGUCUUGCACAAUUGGCCCGAUGUUCAUGUCCAACGUAUCCUAAGAGCUUUAGUCCCAUCCCUCAAACCUAAUAGCAAAAUCAUCAUCUUUGACGAAAUUAUGCCUCCGGCUGGCUCGAUGAGCCUGAGCGUCGAGCGAUGUCAACGAAACAUUGAUUUCGGCAUGUUGACUCUCUUCAACUCCAAGGUAUGUACAACCACCAAGAUCAUCAAAUCUUUCUCCAUUCUUACAUGCGAGUCCUUUUCGCAGAUCCGUGAUGUCGAGGAAUGGAAAGAAGUUAUCACCGAGUCCGAUCAGCGCUUUAAGGUCGCGGGCGUCAGAUACCCUGAGAAUUCUCGACUGUCUCUCAUUGAAAUAGUAUGGCAACCAUAG